CAUCAUCAGGUGUGUCGGUUUUCAGCACGAGUUGUGUUCAUGGUUUUGCGAUUCGGUGUGCGGCCCUAUAUCUUUCCUUAAUCGACUGCCGACGAGGCCUGUUGCGCCCCCCUGCCACCCCCACGUGUUUCUCGUGGGGAUGAUUGACCUUGCUAUACUGUACUUCACGCGGUUUAGUGAAAGGUGGGGGUGUGGGUAGGGGAAGUGCCAGGAACCAAUUAAUAUCACUCGCCACUGACGUUAGCCGUGAACUGCACUCGAACUUGGACGCCGCAGUGCGCUUAUUGCUCAACGCCAUUGCCCCUAGCCACGCGUUUCGCUGUUUUCGAGUUCACCUGUGCCGCAACGAGGGGCACUUGCCCCUCUUGUCUGUCCCGGCUCUCGCCUUGCCUGGGUUCGACUGGGGCCUCGAUCAUUUGCUGGUGCGGUGGUGCACUGGGGGAGACAAAGGCGGCCGGGGCUUGGCUCCAGCCACGGACUGACCGCGGCACGCAGGCACACACGCGCCGCCAUGUGGGAACGAUUCGCCUCUCAGCCCGGAGAGGACCAUGACGACUCCUCUGACAAGUUCUCCGCUACUGAGUCCAUAAUCAUGAAUGGCUCCCAAGAGAGGUUGCAGCAGAAGCUGGUUGGAGGAAGCGAAAGAUGCAGAAGACAGCGGUGCUGCUCGGGGAUGGAGAGCCCACGCUGUCUCAAGUGGGCCGUGCUGCUGCUGUACCUCCUCUCCAGCGUGCAGUUCACACUCUGGUUCACCACCGUCUCGCUGUCAUCACGUUACGCCAUCGACGCUGGCAGUCGGGCACCGGCAGAGCAAGCGGCCGCCCUGGACGGCGGUGGCAGCGGCAGCGUGGUGCGCGCCGUCCAUCUGCUCCGGCACGACGUGGCGCGCGUCUCUGAGCGCCUCGCCGGCGCCGAGAAGGCGGCGAGCACGCGUACGACGCGGCUGCAGCAGCUGGCGCUGCUCGCGCAGGCGACGGAGGAGCGGCUGGUGCGUGCUCGGGAGGAAGCCGCCGUCGCUGCCCGACGUUUCGACGCGGCGCUGGCGGAGCUGAGAGCCGAGGCACGAGACGGCGCGAGGGCCGCGCGGGACGGAGGCCGCGAGGAGGCGGCGGCGCUCGCGGCGCGCAUCGCCAACCUCACAGCCGCCGUGUGGGACGUGCGACACGGGGUCGCGGAGCUGCGCGACGACGUGGAGGAGGUGCGCGCCGUCGACCGCUGGGGCGCCGCACUGGCUGGAGCGGUGAACUUGACCUUGGCGAGAGGACCACCUGGGCCCAAAGGAGACAGAGGGGACCCUGGUCUCCCUGGCCAGAGGGGACUGCAGGGUUUCAAAGGGGAUGCUGGAGAGAGAGGACCCCAGGGGUUCCCGGGCCCCCAGGGACAGAUGGGACUCCGAGGCCCCAUGGGUCCUCCAGGGAUGGCGGGGCCGCCAGCCCCGCUGUCAGAACAGGGGCUCGAACCGGUGACCGAAGAACAUAGAGCCGAGUUUGUCGACAUGCAAACCCAGAUUGCGCCCAUCCUCGCCAGCGUCACUCGGCCACCUGGGCUGAAGGGAGAAACAGGCGGAGCGGAGUGCGGCGUUCGCCUGGUUGGGGGCGCAGGCCCCAACGAGGGCCGGCUGGAGGUGCUGCAUAAUGGGAUCUGGGGCACCGUGUGCGACGACGAGUUCGACUUGGCCGACGCAGACGUAGCCUGCCGCUCGCUCGGCCACCGUGGUGCCAUCAACUUCCAUGACAGCGCUCGAUACGGACAGGGUGAGGGCCCCGUCUGGAUGGACGCGCUGGAGUGUGACGGCUCAGAGCGCUCGCUGUCCGACUGCGCCUUCUCCGGCUGGGAGAUCAGCGACUGCAAUCACGACGAGGACGUGGGCGUCGUCUGCCAGGCCUAGGGGCAGCGGCAGUCGCCAGCUCGGUGGUGGUGGUAGCCCGGUGGUCAUGGCUUUACCAAUGCCGUGAGACCAACCAUGACCCCUGACCCUGGCUUGUCUCCACGUUCCCUGACCUUUGUGCUGAUGAUUGUUCUCUAAAUCCGACCCAUCACCUUGAAAGUAAGUGACAUCAGAGACCCAAACCUUGACGUUAACCACAGUUCUGUGGCCAGUUGCAUAAAUCAGAGUAAGUUAAUCUCUUUUCUUGGCUUACUGCACUGGUUCACAUUGCAAAAUAAAUUAAAAUCACGACCUUAGGCUGUUUCAUGCACCGUGACCAAACCUUAUCUUCCAAUUAGCCCUGAGCUUAUUAUGCAUAAUGUCAUUGACUGUACCCUUGACUUAAACCUGCAGAUGCAAUUCCAAUUAGCCCUGAGCUUAUUAUACAUAAUGUCAUUGACCGUACCCUUGACUUAAAACUGCAGAUGCAAUUCCAAUUAGCCCUGAGCUUAUUAUACAUAAUGUCAUUGACCGUACCCUUGACUUAAAACUGCAGAUGCAAUUCCAAUUAGCCCUGAGCUUAUACAUAAUGUCCAUUGACCAUACCCUUGACUUAAAACUGCAGCUGCAAUUACAAUUAGCCCUGAGUUUAUUAUACAUAAUGUCAUUGACCAUACCCUUGACUGAAAACUGCAGCUGCAAUUCCAAUUAGGCCAGAGCCUUGACCUUAAACCUCAACAUAAGACUGACAUGGAGUUAUACCAUUGACACUCAUACCUGUCAACUCAUAUGGUUUACCCCAUAUUCUUGUACAGGGAAAUUUAGUUUUCAGGUCCAUACAGCGUACAGCCGUUUCAAUACGGGCAAAAAAAACAUAAUUUGUUUGUUUGUGUUUCUUCCUUGUGAUGGGACUUUGUAGGAUGAAUGUUGAGAUUUAUUAGGGCACGGGGUGACCAAUAAGGUUUGGAGUGGUCUACAAUAAGGUUAGGCACUGAUAAGGGGGGUUGACAGGUAUGGACACUUGACCUGUACCUUAAUCUGAACGUGAUGAAACGAAGCAGCUGUUGCAUUCAACAUCCAGAAGCAACCACUCCUUAACUUAAUAUUCCUAUUAUGAUUCUAAUGGACCCUUGUAAGUUCAGUCAAUUGUAGGCUCUCAAACCCACACUUCCUCCCCGAAAAGCCAACCGUAUUCACAAGCAAUCCCGCAGUCUCCACAAUCGAUGCAGAACGCCCAGCUCUGUAACCCCCCUGCUAGGCAAAUCCCCUCUCCUAACCACCACCGGGAGACCUUGAGACACCAAUGCACAUAUCCAAGGUGCAGAUUUGGCGUCAGUAUUAUGGCAAUGACAGAUGACUAGAGAAAGCGAGGCAGUAGACUGGAGGAGGUGAGUGGUGCAUGUUGUCAUAAAGGCAUCGGGGAACGUAGCACUUGUUAACUAUUUGCUGGAGAUAGGAGCUUACGAUUUAAAGGUUUGUUAAUUUAUUGGUGCUAGCUUUUCCCUGCUGCAGCAUAAUGGUAUAGGUUUAAUCUCCUAAACCUUUGUUGUCAUGGACUCUUACGAAUUAUUUAAGGCAGUCAUUCCAAUAGUUUCAUAUAAAAGCUUAUUACUUCCCUCCCUCUCGGCUACCUGGCAAUUAAAAAUUAUCAUAUCUAAAGGUGGCCAGGUGGCUUCGAGGUCAGAGCGCUGUGCUGGCAACGCUGAGGUCGUCGGUUAGAAUCCUGGCGGCAACCUCUGACUGAGGCAGGUUCUCAAGUGUAAUGAGUUGGUGGUCUCGGACUGGCCAACUUAAUAUGGAAUUUCAGGUAAAUUCUAACUUUUAAGAAUUAAAAAUAUCGGUUGACUGCCAAGCACCGACAAUUUUGCUCUGUAGUAUUGUUUGCGCCCGAGUGUAGAUUAGGGGUCACCUGAAGAGAGAUUUCACCUGAAAUAGUUCUGUGAUAUCUCCUUGCGCUGACCAUUCUCUGAACACAGGGUAAUGCAACUCUGUACAGCAGUUUCACACGGAUUUGUUAUCUCUUGACAUGAAACGCAGUCCGGCAAAAAUUCAGAGAAAAGACAACAUUUCUAUAUUUUCAACAAAUUAUCCCAUCUCUUCAACUAUAUAUCUACCCUGGUGCUGAUUGUGAAGCCGUAAGCAACCCCGGGUGCUCGCUGGGAGCCACAGCGCCAGCGAGCGUAAGUUUCUCGCUCUGCGCCGCUGCCUGCAACUUGAGUGGCAGCACCAUGAGUUCGCUCGCGGUGGCCACGGUAAAAGUCGUGCGGGGGAAUCGAGCCCCUGGGCUAUGGUUUACUGUUGUCCCCCCCCCCCCCCCUUUCCCCGGUUGGGUCAUCAUGAGCAGGACGAGUGUAUGCGGGUAUUUGGGUGUACGCUGGUAUUAAUUGGCAUCAGGCAAUUGGACCCAUGCUGUAGCAAUUGUAAGAAGCGAAGAGCACAAGAUAACUGGAGCUCUCCGGUGUGUUUUCGAGUCGUGCUGCAUGCUGUCCGACACGGUGUCCAACAUUUCGCUAUAUGUGCUGGGAGCUUUUUCAGUCUGUUCCUGAAGAAGCUGCCAGCCAGUGUAGCGAAACGUCGGACAUCAUAGGUUUACCAUACACUGCAGCAAGAAGCUCCUCCGGCCACGCGGAGAGAAAUGUCGUACGUGGUGCCGAACAGUGCACGGCACCACCCAAAAAACAUGUUGGGAGAGCUCUAUAACUGUGAACACCUGCGCGUUGUGAGUUGACUACGGGUUCCUUAGCUACCCUACCCCCGCCCCCGUUUGCCCACCCUAGCCAUUAUCACUCACGCAGUUGUUUUGAUUGAUUACCAUUUAUCCGGUGAUGCUGUGUCGGUGCAGCAAGCGGUGGUUGGAACUCAGUGCCUUAUUGAUGGGGAUGAGGUUCGGAUGCUGUCUUGGCUUAGGCUGCCUCUUCAAAUGGCUUAAUUUCUUAGAAGUCAAAUGCAGUGGCCCAGUAAAACCCCACUUGAGUUAAAAUCCGGUGAAGUUUCUCCCACCCGGGUUGGUGCAGGUGUUUGUAGGAAUUCAAAGUGUAUCAGGUGGUAACCGUAGCAUUUACGUACGGGGCACGGUGGUUCCCGGAGAAUCGUAGCAGGAUCUUUAAGCUAUUGUUACAUUAAUUUACACCUCAAAAUGUUGGGGGUGUUUGGGAGAAUUCGGGGCGAGGGAAGAACACGUUGGGAAACGGGGAUUAUUGCGGAUUAGCUGUGGGCGUUUAAAAAAAAAAGAAUACAUUACCACCCACGUUUAAA
Messenger RNA from Petromyzon marinus (sea lamprey), 5122 nucleotides. RefSeq lists its product as uncharacterized. Gene Ontology annotation, cellular component: membrane. Lineage: Eukaryota; Metazoa; Chordata; Hyperoartia; Petromyzontiformes; Petromyzontidae. The record is from RefSeq and is a predicted model, not a curated record.